UACAAAAAUGACACGCAAUAGCGAGAACCAAUAAAAAACGACGCGCAAAUACAUGAGUUUUUAUAAAUUGAGUGAUCAGACCUACUGACGUUGCUCAAUUACUUGAUUCCUUUGAAUAUAAAUUAUCAGAUGUUUCAAAAAAGUGAAAUAGGACAAUAAGAUCGAAUGUUUUGAUGUCAUCAGGCAUGCCCACGGCGUGACUUCCAUGCCCUGCGUACCUACGGAAGGGCGUGCGGUGCGGAUUACGUUUAGUUUACUAUGAAUGAUUUUAUCUCUUUCUAAACUUGAGUGUCUGUGAAUGACCGAGUGUAAUAGCGAGCGUACCAAAUUAUGGAUUGAAUAGUGUUUGUUGUUGAUCUAUUCUGAUUAUUUUCCGAAGAUAAAAUUUGUCAUCAACUGUUAUCGUGUUGUCUCGAUUUCGUGGCGCCGAUGAAAUAAAUAGUCAUAUGGCGCGAGUAUAAUUCCGCGGGAGAAGUUAGAUUUCUUACGCUAUUAUAUUUAUCAUUUACUAUUUACGCACUAUAUAAAAAGGAUAGUACGUAUUUAUAGUGUCUGCUCGUGUCGUUCGGUGGUAGCGUAGGUUCGGUAAUUCGGGUGACUUUCAUCAGUGAAGUAAACAACUUCAAGGUUAUCGGUUGGCAUGUGCCAGUGUCGUCAGUGAAGGACUGGGAUGCGGCCGCGCUAAGCCAUGUCUGGAUUUGCGGGCGGAGGCGCGGGCGUCGGCGCCGUUGUGCGCCAGGGCCACCUCCGCAAGUUGAAAACGAUGAAGAAGAAGUACUUCGUGCUUCGCUCUGAGGCUUCAGAUGGGGCGAAACUGGAGUACUAUGAGUCCGAGAAGAAAUUUCGGGCAGGAGCGGCGCCCCGUCGUGUUUUACCGCUGAAAAGUUGUUACAACAUCACACGGAGACUGGACUUGAAACAGAAGCAUGUGAUAGCAUUCUUCACUCGUGAGGAACAAUUUUGUGUAGUGGCUGAAGACGAGAAGGAGCUUCAUGAUUGGCUGUCAGCUAUUUUGAAGCAACACGGAUGUGAUGAUGCCAGCGAGGAGCUUUUGCAUCCCAUACAGCACGUAUGGCAGGUCAACGUGCAAAAAAAGGGGCUGGGUGCUUCGAAAAACAUCCAGGGGUUGUACAAUCUCUGCCUCACGGACAAAACGCUGACCCUGGUGAAGAUCAAGAGUCACAACAAUGUGAUACGGGAAUUGGCCAUACCCGAACGCAUCGAGUAUUCGCUCAAGAAUAUUAGGAGAUGCGGAGAUUCGGAGUGCUUCUUCUACGUGGAAGUAGGUCGGCAGACUUCCACUGGCGCUGGUGAACUCUGGAUGCACUCGGACGACUCCAACAUCGCACAGAGCAUGCACUCCACCAUAUACCUGGCAAUGAAGAACUGUACCAAGGAGGACGAGCGGGACCACAUUCCCCUGCCCAAGAACAGAUCCCUGGAUAGCUCCAACGCCAUCCGGGACCGAUCCCAGUCUCUGUACUCGGACUCUAAGAAGAGCAGACCCGCCCUGUCUAAUGAAAAUAAGGGCCUGUGCGUUGGCUCGUGUAUUAGACAAUGCGUUUGUCCCGCGGCCACUUACUCCAUAGACGACUCCGCGGCUGCAUUUGCACCCUUGACGCCAAAGAACGCCGAAAACCAACCACCGAAUAACUCAUUAAGUAGCGAUAAGAGAGAGACUACGAGGGUUAUAAAGCACCACCGUACUGUCUCUCUGCCCACCGGCUGCCCGUUAUUUCAAGAACCCCUCAAGAUCGUGCAUGAAAGGACCCGGUCGGCGCCGCUGACUGGGGACGAAGUUGAUAGAAUCACUAAAGAGAAAUGUGUCACGCAUUCGUCUUGUAAGACGGUUAAUGGCACUGAUUAUCUGCCGAAGAAAGCCCAAUGGUCGCGACGCGCGUCCACUGGGACUCGACUCUCGAAACUAUCGCCAGCCCAUACCAAGAACUCGGUUCCACGCAGUCGGUGUGACAGUAUGCCUUCAGCGUCGCGAGCGACCUCCUUCGAUGCGGACAGGAUACCGGCGAGGCAUGAUCACGUUGACGGUUUGGACACGUCACGUGACGAGCCGGACGCUAUGGCGGAGUGGUCGCGCACGCCGCGAAUACCCGAAGAGCCGGACUGUGUCGAAGUGUCCAAAGACUUCGUUGGGUCCCGCGCGGUGGCCAUCCUGCACUCGCGCACGUCGUCGCUGGGCGUGGAGGAGGAGGCGCGCGGCUACCUGCCCAUGGCGCGCCCCGAGCCCGGCCUGGUCUCCUCCAGCGGCUCCGUGUGCAGCGGGACCCCCUCCACCGACCCUCGGUUCAGCGAGUACCAGCUGGAGCCGGCGACGUCGCACAUCGUGGAGGGCGGGCGGCCGCCGCGCGCCUACAGCGUGGGCUCGCGGCCGGCGCGCGCGGAGCCGCCGCGGCACCGCGCCUACAGCGUGGGCGCGCAGCACGCGGCGCGCGCGCUGCCCGCGUCCGCGCCGCUGCUGCCGCGCGCCUCCGCCGAGGACCUCAUGGAGCUGGACUUCUCCGCCAACUCCGCGCGCUCCACGCUGGCCGGCCUGGCCCACAUGGGGCACAGGGCGGCCGAGCCCGCUACCAAGGUGGUAAUAGCGCGUACGCCUCCAUCGACGAUCGGCUUCAUGGAGCGUCGCCCCGUGGACGAGUACGUGGACAUGUCGCCGCGGAACGCCGGCUACGUGGAGAUGAGGCCCGGGGACGCGUCCCGCUCGCCGCCCACCGCCGCCCUGCCCACCCCCACGCUGCCCCCGCCCACGCUGCCCACCCCCACGCUGCCCACAACCGGCUCCUUGGCCACGCCAGACGGUUACGUGGAGAUGAACUACACGAGAGCACCGACGAAGCCGAUCCCCAUAGCGCAAAGGGUCACGCCGCCGACUAAUAUACCCAGUGUUGCCAGUACGAGUCAUGCGGCGUCGAUCCCGGACCCCCCCUGGCUGCGGGCGAGCUCCCCCCCGCUGCGUACGCCCCUGGGCUCGCAGAUCCUGUUCCCGCUGUCGCUGGACUCGCCGGCCGAGCCCGGGGACCACAAGGAGGACAUCUUGGACGAUGAUGAGAUGCAACAUUUUGACCCCCUCCACCCAGCGGACGCCCCCCACCCGCUGUCGACGGUGCGCGAGAUCUCGGAGGAGGGCCGCCGCAGCCCCUCGCCCUCGACGCCCGCCUCCCCCGCCUCGCCGCAGUACGUGCAGCUCGCGUCCCCCCCGCCGCCCGGCGGCGAUGCGGCGUGCGCGCAGCCGGCGCGGUUCGCGCUGCGCGGCUCGCCGUCGCCGCCGCCGCUGCACUACGCCGCGCUCGACCUCGAGCCCAGAAGAGGAGCGACGACAGCGCCUCUCCGAACGUACACGCAAAUCGACUUCGUUCGCAGCGAGAAACUUGCCGCGGACGGGUCUUAGGCUGACCACAAAUGGAUAUUAGCGUGGUCAGAAUUGAUGGUAACUUAUACGAAGUGAUUCGGAAACGCAUCGGAAGUGAAGUGUAUAGGAAGUGCUUCGCGAAGACUGCGUGAUAAAUCGAAAUCACAUCUGUUAAUGCUUCGCAAGUGAUUCCGUGAUGCUACGGUUAUUAAUCCGUAAUGCUUCGCAAGUGUUUCGGAAACAUAGUCUUGGGACUGUAAAUUUGUACAGAUAUGGAAACCUAUGUGUUGUAUAAUGUAUAGAAAACUGACCUCCUAUAGGUCUUCUGAUAGGGGGUCAGAUCUUUUAUGAUCCUAGAUUGAAAAGGAUUUUGUCAACAGAAGCGUCGAUAUACAAUAACUAUUUUAUUUUAAUAGGAAGACCAAUAGCAAAUUACAAAAAAUCAAAUAGAAAUACAGUUAUCCAGCAAAUAAAAUCUAAAUAAAAUUACAACUAAAUAGUUUUGUUUUAAACACAUAGGAUCGUCCUUAAACGAAGUAAAUAGUAUAAAAACAGAAAGUUAACUACGCGAAGUGAAUAUAGAUAAACUAAAUAUAGUAAGUUAAGUACCGUCUCGUCGAAAUUGCGCUUGCGCAGUCAAAAGUUAAGUGGGCUAUGCGAGGCGAUGUCGAUAGGAAAUUUUACCAUAACAUUUGUGAACACAGAAUGGCUAGAGAAAAAAAUACAAAGUCCCCAUAACUAAUAAAUAAAUAACAAAAAAAUAUUGAAAAAUACAAAUGUUGUUAAAAAUAUAAGUAAAUUUCAGGUUUUUUAUGAAAUUUGAUUCUGAAUAACUUUCAAGAAGGAUUUUUAACUAUAACGAAUUAAAUGAAAACUAAUAUCUUCAUUGCACAAAAAUUUACACAGCUACAAGAAAUAGUACAUAGUUAUAAAAGAAAUAAAUCACUUGCAAUGGCGGACUUAUCCAAUCGCCUUCUGUAAAACUAAUGUUAUGGUGACGUCACAUGUUCUCUCCCGGAUUUCGCUUCGUAUUUGUAUCUGAGAGUUACAAAUACGAAGGUGUUCCAGGAUCGUUGGAAUAGCUUUUCAAAUACUAAUUAUGUUCUCACACUAUUUCAAUGCGAAUUAUUCAAUUUUUUUUCAAUCGUAGGCGGUUUUCUUUUUACAAAACUUAUUCAUUUUAUAUUUUAUUACAUCUUACAAAACAAAACCUAAAAAAAAAACAAAGAAGUUCACGAAUUGUACUUUAAGGGUUGAGUAAUGCUGCAUGAUAAAAAAAAAGUGUGACAAUUCCUCCAAGACCUCUUCACUUCGCUUUUUACCUUCUUAAAUAUCAGAAAAACGGCUUGAAGUCGUCUCACUUCGUCUAGUUUCUAGUUCAUUAUUAAUUUAAUUAUAUUAAAACUGUACAGCGGAUAAGUUUAAUACACUAUUAAGACUAAAAUAACUCCAAAAAUUCUCUUAAUGUACAUAAUUAAUUAGUCUUCGUGUUUUGUUAUACGCUGAUAUUUAUUUAAGUCCUUCUCUUUGUACGGUGAGCGGCAGAUUAAGUAUGACGGAAUAUUUGAUUACAAAUACAAAGUUACGAUUGAACUUGAUGCCACUGUAUUUCACGUCAUGGUUGGGACAUAGAUACGAAUUUACGCUUGUAAUCGAUACUUAUAACUUGAAUAAUGUAUUUGUAGAUUUAAUAUUAAAUAUAUAUACAAAAGUGCUUUUGUCAUGUGAUUCAUUAUAUUGUUUAUGCGACAGACAUGUAAUAUUAGAAUUGAUUAUUAACUAAGGACGAACUGUAUAGCAAAAAAAAUAUUGAAUUAAAUACAGAGAACCAUUUUAUGUAUACCAAAAUAAUUACAUCGAACUUAAAUUCAGAAUAUUAUAAAAAGUUACCUAUGUUGUACGUAAAAUAUAUUUAUUAUCUUUUCAAUCGAUAAAGAACAAUUUUUAUUAACGCAAUAUUAUGUCUAAAGAAUAUAUUUUUAAGCUCACAUUUUAAUUAAUAGGCGUAGUCAUAUUAACACUGUUAUAAGCGUAAUUACGUGUCGUAUGUCCAUUGUAAUGCUACACGGGACGGUCGCACGCUGUGAGAUCAGUAAUCUGUACGUGUGAAAUUAAAAAUAAUUAUGCAACGGUUGUGAGGGAGGCCUAAAGUAGUGUUCAGUUUAUGUUCCCUUAUAAAUAUACUGCCUAUUGUGUUCUUAGGAUACUAUAUGUUCAUUUGUGAACUGUGCAAUUUACGCAAGAAGGUCAUUGGUGAUAUUGAGUUUAUCGGAUAUCAAAAUAGUUUGAACAUUACAAUAAAAAAAAUCUGAAUAGUUUAAACUGUCAUAUUCAGAAUCCGGAAGUCGACAUAUUGGCGGUCUUAAUUUGAAGCGUGAUUUUUCCAAUUUGUGUGUUUAAAAAUUCAUACAUACUCAACAUGAAUUCUCCUUCGACUACGGUUUCAGUGUGUGGCUUCAUGCAACAUGAUAGAUAAAUGGUUGAUCGAAUGAAAUAGCACCGUAAAAGUGCUCGAACGAUCGAUUAUUUUAAAAAUUAUCGAAUGAAUAUUCUCAAUAUAUUACUUGGUCUUCUUGCAUUAUACCAGACAUUUACUGAUAAAGUUACUACUGUUAGUUAUUGGCCCGAGUUGACGGAACCGUUCCUGAUUCAUUCAAUUGAAAUUUAAGAUGUUAUUACUUCGUUAAUUUGUUUUUUUUUUUUUUUAUUAUGUACAUUUAAAUGUGACUGCACUAUUUCUUAAGUUUUUAAACAGUGUUUUAAUUUAUUACGGUUAUCACAAUAGAAAUAUUAGAUGACUAUUGAGAAGACGAUACUUAAUUGUUAUUAGUUUCUCAUUUAUAGUUUUUUUUAUUAUCAGAAAUGUUUGGAAAAUGCAGUAAAAUGAAUGCGAACGUCAGCUCCGGCCGUCACCGACCGAGAUUGUCGAUAAGAAAGUUUUAAUCUUUUUAUCAAUUAUUUUAUCAUCUGUUGAUUAAUUUAUCACAACAAUAAAAUAAAUACAUGUUACAAAUAAAAAUAUUUUAAUUUUUACCAAUAAAAUAAUCACACAAACUCUUCCAUUUUAUUAUUUUUUGUAAUAAUAAGAGUGAUUUUAUUAUUUUAUAAACAAUUUCUUUUCGAUGUCUCGGUCAAUGUGUUGUUAACGUAAAUUAUGUGUUCAUACCGAAAAUAAAUCUGUUCAUAUAAUGUUUAUCUACAUCCAAAUUAUAGUAUUUUGCAUCGUUAAGAUUUUAAACACAGAGGUGGAUAUUAUUAUAUUUUUUUUUCUUAUUUAUUAUAUAUAUGUAAUAGAAAAGUAAUUCUGAACAACCAGUGUUGUUCACAUUUGUUAUAUUUAUGUGUUACAUAUGAAUUGUGCAGGAUCUUACUUCAUUAUCCUCGUGUUAUCAGCGCUUUUCAAAGAAUAAAAAAAAAUACGGCAAUUACAAAAAAAUUCUAAGAGCACCUACGUUCAUUUAAAAAGCCAUAGGUUUUACGAGGUUAACAUAAUGUGUUAGCUAUAGUUAUUGUUGUUGUAAAAGUAAAUAGUACCGGAGAUAUGUUUAUUUACAUAAGUGCAAUUAAUGUGUUCUAUACCUCAGGAAAUUUGUUGUCGUCAUUGGGUAAUUCCAUGCUCUAAAAAGUAUAGAAAUCUUCAUUGGUGGCGAUAGCGUAAAGGCUUUCGUCGUGAUUUUACGAAACCUGCAUUCAUAUGAAAUAGAACAAAAACAUUCUUCUCUCAUUGCUUCGGACGACUAAAUUGAAAGAGAGAUAAAUAAAUGUACCUUGUCCAAGAGUCGUGAAUUUGUGAGAUGUAAAUAUAAUUGUUUGUUACUAUAAUCAAAUAAUACAGUAAAAUGUUAGCUUUACACGUUUGCAGGUUCCGUAAAGUCGACGUUGGUGUAAAAUCAGUUCGCUUGGAGAUUUCGCGUCACUCGGGGAUUUUAUUAUAGCACUGAAUGUUGCCACUUUAACGUAGUGAAAAUUGCAACAUUUGCGUAACUGUGAAUUAAAACAAUGAUUCAAUUAACAUCGGGUGAUCUGUCCCGGCGAACUUACGACUAUAGCGCGUAAUGGCCAAUAAAUGAAUGCUACAUUCCGGCACUGAAGCGAUUUGACUAGUCUCGUGUGUUCAAAUACUUCCUAAAUGAGUAAUUGUUUAGUUUCAUAGGUAAUAUGCUUUUUGCCGCGCUCUUUAAAAAGUAAUGGGACCUGUAUAAUGCCUGACUGAGUCAACACCAAAUUUUUUAUAUUGAAAUGAACGUUAUUUAUUGUGGUUUCCUCCGUGAGUUACAUAAAAGAGGAAUUGCGUCUAUAAUGGACAGACGUAUUACAACAGGGGUCUUGUUUCGUAAACAUAACUCAAGUCGCAUGAUAGUUACUAUUAUAUCACAGUAAAAUUGUUUUUAAUCUGCUAUGAUGAAAAUGAUAUGUGAAUCCCAGAUUAACCCCGACUGUAGAUGACGAUAUAUCAUAAAAAUUGUAAGCUUUAAAAAAAUAUGCCAGGAAAAAUUGAGCAAAACGGUUUUUGUAUUGGAUCGCUAGAUAAUGAUAGCUGUAGAUUGUGUAAUUAUAUCGUGUUGUGUAGCGCAAACUGAAGCAAUUUUGAUGUGAAACCGGGCGGUCUCGCUCGAGUCGUGAUGUUGUCGAGUGUUAGCGAUAGAUUCCACCAGUAGUCAAAGAUUUACGAUGUGACAGCUCCUCGGCCAAUCAGAAAUUUGCACGUGUUACGUGCGGUGUUGUGAUUGGUUGAAUGUGAAACGUAGGAAACUCAAAUUUGAUUCGCGUCCAUUGAUUGGACGUGGAGUGAAGAUGCGAUUGCAUUGACACAGAAUGUAAUGAAAAAGCGAGCGUUGAAUUUCCAACUUUAUUUGUAAAAAAGUAUAAAGGUAUUUUAUAAAUUCAAAGAACAAAAUUCGCCGUAAAAUUUGUUGAACGGGAUCAUUGAAAUUCUACUUUAUAUUAUGUAAUUAGGUGAUUGCUUAGUAAAUGAGAAACCAAGAAAUUCGCCUGAUUCAAAUAAGUCAAACUUGUGUUUGUUAUGAUAAGUGACUAAGUCAAACCCCUAUGAGUUAAAAACUCGAGGCUCACUAGAUGUAAGUGUCAAUGGAAGCGCGUCUCAUGAUAAUAUUGUUAUGUAAACGAUUUUAUUGUAGUGUAGUAUUGGCUCGGCUGAAGAUUAACACUGAACGAUCAGCGUUUCUCGUUUUAGGAUAAAUCUUGUUUGUAGAGCACCUGUUUGAGAAACAACCGCAUCUAUGAGAUGCCACAGUGCUUGUAUAUAAGCACGAAAAAGUACGUUUAGUAUUAAAUAUAGCUACUAAAUUAAUUUCAUUUGUUUUCACGCGUCGAUUUCUGAUGUAUAAAUUGUUUAGACGAUAGCUUGUUUAAGAGACGCCUAUAUAAUGCAAAGUUGUAAUAGAAAUAGGAGUAAUUGGUCUUACAUUAUUCUUGAUUCUAUGAUCAUUUGAGAAUCGCUGGUCUGUUUGUAUUGCUCUCGGUUUGAGCUUAUUAGUUCACCUGGCGCCGACCGCUGUGGCGUGCGAUAUCAACUAGAACGGGACAUUUGAUGACCUAUCAACAAGAUUAGCUAAUUUUUAUUAGUAGUAUUAAGAAACUAAAAGUAUACCUACAUCUAUCCGAGGGGUAGACAGAGACAAGUUAAAAGUACAGUAAAGUAUGAUCGAUGUUUUGUUACUGUUUUAUUGAUCUAUUGCAAGGAUUUGUAUUUCGAAAUGUAAAACUUAAUGUCUGCAAAUUUCGAAAUUUUAAUUUGAAAAGAAAAUGUAGUUUGCGAUUAUUUUGACCAAAUGUUAUAAAUAUUUGGAAAAUUUGCUAAGCAUUGCAUAUGAAAUAUGUAGCUAUAUUCACAUAGAAAUUUUGUGUGGACUGUUUAUUUAUAAAUAGAUAAACAUCUUUAGCAAAGAUUGAGUCCACACCAUCUGAAUUUAAGCAUUUAAAUAGCAAUUUAGCUUUGAAAAAAUUUUGCUAUUAAUAUUUUCAUUGUGGAAUCACUACUAGGUUGGAGUUAUAGGCAAGGUUUAGGAAGAAUUAAUAGGAAAGUUGCAAAAAAUAUUUAAGAUUCGCACGCCUCAUUGGUUGGUCAAGUUAGUAGCCAUUACGCAGUUAGCUAGUGCCACCUCGCAAUUAUCUAGUACCGUGUUAGAUAUAUAUUACUAUAUAUACAUUUACUUUAUUCCACAUAGAUUAAGAUGUGUUGAGUUUAAACACUAGUUGUAAGCAUAGACGGGUAACGACUAAGAAUAAAGAGAAAGGUCGAUGGUGGAAUCUCCUUUUAAAAUAUGCCGCAAAUAUCGAUAGUCAAUUGUUAUACAAAGUUAAUAAUUUUAUAUACACACGCAGCACAAAAAGUUAUACCAAGACUUUGCAAGGUCACAAAAAUGGUUUAUAUUUUCCAAACGAAAUAUUGCAUAUUCUAAAAGGAGCUUUUGGCUUCAUUUACAUUGGUUAGACUUGUGUUUGCGACAUCGAAAGCUAGUGUGAAUGCGGCCUUAUAUUAACUUUUAUAAUUAUACAAAUAAGUUAACUCCGCGAACGAUCGUCAUGACAAAAGGAGUUAUUAUGAAAUGUAUACUAGUCCCAUUGCAAGUUAACACAGAUUUUUGCAUAAAAAUGUUCCUGUAACGGCGUAAAUAGCGUUUUUUUAGAUAAAAUAAAAAAAAAUAGUGAGUAAAUAAUUUAACAAAUAGACAGUUAUUUUAGUGUACGGGGUGUCGAGGGCUACGCUGCGCGGGCUUACGGACGUGAGGCGGGAACAGGCGCUGACAAUUUUGUUGUUUUUUGGAUAAAAAAUUAUAUAUUUUUUUACAAAUGGUGCUACUGUUUUGUUUUAGUCAAUAGCUCGAGCUGUACUGCCACUGUAGAUAGCCGCGCGUUGAGAACGCGUCUCAUAUCACACGUCGAUACAUAGCGACAUCCUCCGAUACGUUAGGUGUAGUCUAGCUUUUGUAACGCGGCAGUCGCGGGUGCGCCCGCCAAUUUCAUUAUUGAAUUUCUAAAUCUAAUAUUUAGUACGUUAAAUUUUGUUUACUUUCAUAUUACGAUUAUAUUGUAAAUAAAAUAAAAAGCUUUGGAUUUGCGCAUUUG
Messenger RNA from Amyelois transitella, 10453 nucleotides. RefSeq lists its product as uncharacterized. Gene Ontology annotation, cellular component: plasma membrane; cytosol. The transcript has 15 exons. NCBI's taxonomy places the organism in Eukaryota, Metazoa, Arthropoda, Insecta, Lepidoptera, Pyralidae. The coding region runs from base 689 to 3403 and encodes 904 amino acids. Gene Ontology annotation, biological process: insulin receptor signaling pathway. Gene Ontology annotation, molecular function: insulin receptor binding; phosphatidylinositol 3-kinase binding. The record is from RefSeq and is a predicted model, not a curated record.